Molecule: messenger RNA, 735 nt
Organism: Trypanosoma conorhini
Lineage: Eukaryota; Euglenozoa; Kinetoplastea; Trypanosomatida; Trypanosomatidae
Product: putative alanine racemase
Exons: 1
Coding region: 1-735 (244 amino acids)
Cellular component (GO): intracellular anatomical structure
Molecular function (GO): pyridoxal phosphate binding
Source: RefSeq, a predicted model, not a curated record
AUGUCACGCUACGACGUUGCAGGUGAGCCCACAGCCGAACAUCUUGCCGAAAAUUAUAAGGAUGUCAUGGGACGUAUUCACGCCGCCGCUGGCGGACGUCCAGUCACGCUCGUUGCCGUGAGCAAAACCAAGUCCCCGGCGUGUGUGCAAGCGCUGUACGAUUGUGGGCAACGCUGCUUUGGGGAAAAUUACGUGCAGGAGAUGGUGGAAAAGGCGGGUGUAUUGCCGAAGGACAUCUGCUGGCACUUCAUUGGCCACUUGCAGAGCAACAAGGUGAAGGAGCUUCUUGAGGGGGCGGAGGGCUUGAGUCUCGUGCAGACCGUGGACAGCGCAAAACUGGCAAACAAGUUGCAUGAUGGCUGCGCGAAGUACCGUGGCGGCCGCUCCUUGGACGUUUACGUCCAGGUUAACACGAGCGGUGAGGAGUCAAAGAGCGGCACAGAACCGGGGAACCCGACGGUGGAGCUCGCAAAGCACAUAAAAGAGAACUGCAAGCUUCUCAACUUGGCAGGGCUUAUGACCAUUGGGAUGCCUGACUUCACGAGCCGCCCAGAAAACUUUGAAUGUCUCUUGCGCAAUCGUGAGGCGGUUGCCGCAGCUCUUUCUGUGCCUGCCGAUUCACUUGCACUCUCAAUGGGGAUGACCGGCGAUUUUGAGAAUGCGAUAAAAAUGGGAUCGACGGUGGUGCGGGUGGGGACCGCGCUCUUUGGCCAGCGCUACUACCCAAAAAAGUGA